Molecule: messenger RNA, 2806 nt
Organism: Cyprinodon variegatus (sheepshead minnow)
Lineage: Eukaryota; Metazoa; Chordata; Actinopteri; Cyprinodontiformes; Cyprinodontidae
Product: cAMP-specific 3',5'-cyclic phosphodiesterase 4B-like
Exons: 17
Coding region: 131-2356 (741 amino acids)
Biological process (GO): signal transduction
Cellular component (GO): nucleus; cytosol; perinuclear region of cytoplasm
Molecular function (GO): transmembrane transporter binding; 3',5'-cyclic-AMP phosphodiesterase activity
Source: RefSeq, a predicted model, not a curated record
CUGCUUCCGGCCAUCCGGCUUCUGCUUCCAUCAAGCUGCAUCUUUAAUGCUGUUGAAGCUGUUCAGAGCUGGAAAGAGUUUCAUUUCUGGAGAGAAGAGCGGACAAAGUGGGUCAGAUUAAGAAUUCCUCAUGAUGAAGAAAAGCAGAAGUGCCCAUGGAGGCGAGGAGAAUCCAGAGAUUCCUGUUGGACAAUAUUCCAGCAGCAGCACCCUCAGUGUGGAGGUGUGCAAAGUACACCGCCGGUUUUCUGGUAACCUGCAGUUGCCACCGCUGUCCUGGCGACAGGCAGAAAAGGAGAGGGACCGAGGCAGACCGCUGACACCAGAGGAUGAUCCCGCGACCCGAACCAGACCUACAAGCCUGCCUAUUGCCUCUCUGCCUCGCAUCGACAUCACACAGGCCGAUCCUGACAGCUUUGAGGCUGAAAAUGGUCCCUCGUUGUGUUGCAGUCCAUCAGACCCGCAGGCCUCGCCAGGUUCAGGUCUGGUCCUUCACCCAAACCUAGCGGGUCACGGUCAGCGCAGAGAGAGCUUCCUCUACCGGUCGGACAGCGAUUACGACCUCUCACCAAAGUCCCUGUCACGAAAUUCAUCCAUUGUUGGAGAACUGCAUACGGAGGAUCUGAUUGUAACUCCAUUCGCUCAGGUUCUGGCAAGCUUACGGACUGUUAGGAACAACUUCACCACCUUGACAAAUGUCCAAUGUCUGUCUAAUAAAAGAUCCCCUGCUGCAAAUCAACCCUCAGCCACUAAAGUCUGUCUCUCGGAUGAGUCCUACCAGAAGCUGGCCAUGGAGACGAUGGAGGAGCUGGACUGGUGUCUGGACCAGCUGGAGACCAUUCAGACCUACCGGUCCGUCAGCGACAUGGCCUCAAACAAGUUCAAGAGGAUGCUAAACAGGGAACUAAGCCACCUGUCAGAGAUGAGCCGCUCAGGCAACCAAGUGUCAGAGUACAUCUCCAACACCUUCCUAGAUAGGCAGAAUGAGUUGGAGCUUCCCUGUCCGGUUCAGAAGGUGAGGGAGAGGAAGAGGAAGCAGGGCCAGCAGCAGCAACAGCAGGUUGGGAUGAUGACACAGAUCAGUGGGGUGAAGAAGGUCAACCAUACGUCCAGCAUAUCGGGGAAUAGCGGAAACCGCUUCGGGGUGAAGACGGACCAGGAGGAGCUUCUCUCAAAAGACCUGGAGGACAUUAACAGAUGGGGGCUGAAUAUCUUCAAAGUGGCUGAGCAUUCUCACAACCGACCGCUCACCUGCGUCAUGUACAGAAUCUUUCAGGAGCGAGACCUGAUGCGUACGUUCAAGAUUCCAACCGACACCUUCGUGACCUUCAUGCUGACCCUGGAGGACCACUACCACUCGGACGUGGCCUACCACAACAGCCUGCACGCCGCCGACGUAGCGCAGUCCACGCACAUCCUCCUGUCCACGCCCGCUCUGGAUGCUGUCUUUAAAGACCUGGAGAUCUUGGCAGUCAUCUUCGCUGCAGCCAUUCAUGAUGUGGACCACCCAGGAGUCACCAACCAGUUUCUCAUCAACACCAACUCUGAGCUGGCUCUGAUGUACAACGAUGAGUCAGUGCUGGAGAAUCACCACCUGGCUGUGGGCUUCAAACUUCUGCAGGAAGACAACUGCGACAUCUUCCAAAACCUAACCAAGAAGCAGAGGCAGACGCUCCGAAGGAUGGUCAUAGACAUUGUUCUGGCCACCGAUAUGUCAAAACACAUGAAUCUCUUGGCGAAUUUGAAAACCAUGGUGGAAACCAAGAAGGUGACCAGCUCUGGUGUCCUGCUGCUGGAUAAUUACACUGAUAGGAUGCAGGUGCUGUGCAACAUGGUUCACUGUGCUGACCUGAGCAACCCCACCAAGCCUCUGGAUCUGUACCGGCAGUGGACUGACAGGAUCAUGGAGGAGUUCUUCCACCAAGGAGACAGGGAGCGGGAGAAGGGGAUGGAGAUCAGCCCCAUGUGUGACAAGCACACAGCUUCAGUGGAGAGAACUCAGGUCGGCUUCAUAGACUUUAUCGUCCACCCUCUGUGGGAGACGUGGGCCGAUCUGGUCCAUCCUGACGCCCAGGACAUCCUGGACACGCUGGAGGACAACAGAAACUGGUACCAAAGCAUGAUCCCCCAGAGCCCCUCUCCUCCUUUCUACACCAGCGACGGAGAAGGAGGCCAACAUGGGGACGGUGAAGGGGGUUCUGAAGCGAGUAAAUUCCCCUUCGAUUUGGCCAUGGACAGCCAGGAGAGACACACAGAGGACACGCCUGCUACAAGCGACCGCCUGAACAGAGACGAUCCGGUUGAACUUAAAGGAGUAGAAAUGACAACUCGUGACAUCUCUCCUGCAGAAACAUAGCCGAACCGAGAGACUGUCCCGGAAAAGGGACGCUUUUUACGCUGAGUUUGUUUAAUUGCAGUGGAGGCAUCCUGCAAUGAGGCUUUUUAGGGAGCUGUCUGGCAAAGAAAGCCUGUGUGAACGCUGGGCGCCCCUGCAAACGAGGCUCAGAAACCCUGCUGCAGCAUGUUUAUGCGCCCCAGCAGAAGGAGCUGAAAGUGUUUGUUUAAAGCAGAGAGUGCCGAGGCACGGCUGGAUCGGGGUUUUUAACGGACCGACCGUCCGGAUCCAAUGGUAUGAAUCUACGAACUGGGUUUAAAGGAAAAAACUUCCAAACUUGCACUUCAGGACAUUUUUUUUAUCUUCAUGUAGAAUAUUUACAAAGUUUCAGGACCUAAUAACACAACCAAACCUACUGGUCUAUCGUCGGUUUUUUUCUUAACACUUGUUUAAAAAAAAGUAAAAAAAAGU